AUGUUCACCGUUUCUCAGACCUCGAGGGCCUGGUUCAUCGAUAAGGCCCGUCAGGCUCGAGAGGAGAGGCUUGUGCAGAAGGAGCGGGAGCGGGCGGCCGUCGGGAUCCAGGCCCGCGUGCGGAGUUUUCUGUGUCGGAGGCGACUGCAGAGGGAAAUCAGGAGAGAGAUCGAUGAGUUUUUUAAAGCCGAUGACUCGGGGUCCAGUAGAAGAAGUGCACUUUGUAUUUUUAAGAUCGCCAGGAAGCUGCUGUUCUUGUUCAGAAUGAAAGAGGAUAACGAGAGAUUUGAGAAAUUGUGUCGCUGCAUCCUGAGCAGCAUGGAUGCUGAGAACGAACCCAAGGUGUGGUAUGUGUCCCUGGCUCUUUCCAAGGAUCUCACCCUCUUAUGGAUCAAACAGAUCAAGGACAUCCUGUGGCAUUGCUGUGAGUUUCUUGAGCGGCUCAAGCCUGAAAUCCUACAAGACUCCAAACUCGUCACACUGUACCUCACGAUGCUCGUCACCUUCACAGACACUUCGACCUGGAAAAUUCUCCGGGGAAAAGGUGAGAGUCUCCGGCCAGCCAUGAACCACAUUUGUGCAAAUAUAAUGGGCCAUCUCAACCAGCAUGGACUGUACUCUGUGCUGCAGAUACUCUUAACCCGUGGCCUGGCCAGGCCCCGGCCUUGUCUGUCCAAAGGCACUCUGACUGCGGCCUUUUCUCUGGCGUUGCGCCCUGUGCUUGCUGCCCAGUUUUCAGACAAUCUGCUUCGGCCAUUCCUCAUCCACAUCAUGUCCGUGCCAGCUCUUGUGACUCAUCUAAGUAUAGUGGCCCCCGAGCGCCUCCCUGUGGUAGAAUCUCAUGACAUGCUUCGUAAGUUCAUCGCCUAUUUGAGAGCUCAAGAUCGAUGCCGUGAUGUCUGCGAGUGUUUAGAAGGCUGCCAUACGCUGUGUCUGAUGGGCAACCUCCUGCACCUGGGCUCCCUGAGCCCCCGCGUGCUGGAGGAGGAGACGGAUGGGUUUGUGAGUUUGCUCACGCAGAUGCUGUGCUACUGUCAGAAGUACGUGACCCAGAAGAAAUCCAACCUGACCCACUGGCACCCCGUCCUUGGCUGGUUCUCCCAGUCGGUGGACUACGGCCUCAACGAGUCAAUGCCCUUGGUCACCAAGCAGCUGCAGUUCCUGUGGGGGGUGCCUCUGAUCCGGAUCUUCUUCAGCGACAUCCUGAGCAAGAAGCUGCUGGAGAACCAGGAGCCGGCGGCCCACGCACAGCCGGCCUCCCCGCAGAACGUGCUGCCCGUGAAGAAUCUCCUGAAGCGUGCCUUUCAGAAGUCGGCGUCGGUGCGGAACAUCCUCAAGCCCGUCGGGGGCAGACGCGUGGACUCGGCGGAGGUGCAGAAGGUUUGCAACAUCUGCGUCCUCUACCAGACCUCGCUGACCACUCUGACCCAGAUCCGGCUGCAGAUCCUCACAGGUCUCACUUACCUGGAUGACCUGCUGCCCAAACUGUGGGCGUUUAUCUGUGAGCUGGGGCCCCACGGAGGGCUAAAGCUCUUCUUGGAAUGCCUCAACAAUGACACUGAAGAGUCCAAGCAGCUCUUGGCCAUGCUGAUGCUGUUCUGUGACUGCUCCCGGCACCUCAUCACGAUCCUUGAUGACAUUGAAGUUUACGAAGAACAAAUUUCAUUCAAACUGGAAGAGCUGGUCACCAUCUCCUCCUUUCUGAAUUCCUUUGUGUUUAAGAUGAUCUGGGAUGGAAUCGUAGAGAACGCCAAGGGCGAGACCCUGGAACUGUUCCAGUCCGUCCACGGGUGGCUGAUGGUGCUGUAUGAGCGGGACUGUCGGCGCCGCUUCGCCCCCGACGACCAUUGGCUGCGAAAGGAUCUCAAACCUAGUGUGCUCUUCCAAGAACUGGACAAGGACAGGAAGAGGGCCCAGCUGGUCCUGCAGUACAUCCCUCACGUCAUUCCUCACAAAAACAGAGUUCUCCUGUUCCGAAACAUGGUCACCAAGGAGAAGGAGAAGCUGGGGCUUGUGGAGACCAGCUCCGCCUCCCCUCACGUCACCCACAUCACCAUCCGACGGUCCCGGAUGUUGGAGGAUGGCUACGAGCAGCUGCGGCAGCUGUCCCAGCACGCCAUGAAGGGCGUGAUCCGCGUGAAGUUUGUCAACGACCUCGGGGUGGACGAGGCAGGGAUUGAUCAAGACGGUGUUUUCAAGGAGUUCUUGGAAGAGAUCAUCAAGAGGGUGUUUGACCCGGCACUCAACCUGUUCAAGACAACCAGUGGGGAUGAGAGGCUCUACCCUUCGCCCACCUCUUACAUCCACGAGAACUACCUGCAACUCUUUGAGUUCGUGGGCAAGAUGCUGGGGAAGGCCGUGUAUGAGGGGAUCGUGGUGGACGUGCCCUUCGCAUCCUUCUUCUUGAGCCAGCUGCUCGGGCACCACCACAGUGUCUUCUACAGCUCCGUGGACGAGCUGCCUUCCCUGGACUCCGAGUUCUACAAAAACCUCACCUCCAUUAAGCGCUACGAUGGGGACAUCUCCGACCUGGGCCUGACGCUGUCGUACGAUGAAGACGUCAUGGGUCAGCUCGUUUGCCAUGAACUGAUUCCCGGAGGGAAGACCAUUCCUGUUACAAAUGAAAAUAAAAUCAGCUACAUCCACCUGAUGGCACACUUCCGAAUGCACACUCAAAUCAAAAACCAGACGGCUGCCCUCAUCAGCGGAUUCCGUUCUAUCAUCAAACCCGAGUGGAUCCGGAUGUUCUCAACCCCCGAGCUCCAGCGCCUCAUCUCCGGUGACAACGCUGAGAUUGACCUGGAGGACUUGAAGAAGCACACAGUGUACUACGGUGGUUUUCAUGGAAGCCACAGGGUCAUUAUCUGGCUCUGGGAUAUUCUGGCCUCCGACUUCACGCCCAACGAGAGAGCCAUGUUUCUGAAGUUUGUGACCAGCUGCUCCAGGCCCCCGCUCCUGGGAUUCGCCUACCUCAAGCCUCCUUUCUCCAUCCGCUGUGUCGAAGUGUCGGAUGACCAGGACACUGGGGACACCCUGGGCAGCGUGCUCCGGGGCUUCUUCACCAUCCGCAAGCGGGAGCCAGGCGGCCGCCUGCCCACCUCCUCCACCUGCUUCAACCUGCUCAAGCUGCCCAACUACAGCAAGAAGAGCGUCCUGCGGGAGAAGCUGCGCUACGCCAUCAGCAUGAACACGGGCUUCGAGCUGUCCUAG
This is a messenger RNA of Pipistrellus nathusii (Nathusius's pipistrelle), 3210 nucleotides long. The record is from the annotation of a GenBank genome assembly. NCBI's taxonomy places the organism in Eukaryota, Metazoa, Chordata, Mammalia, Chiroptera, Vespertilionidae.